UCCAGUCUCUGGGACCUUCUUCCAAGCCUCUAACAUGCCUUCUGCAAGUUUUCUACUGGAACUUUCUUAACCACACCAGAAGGUGUCAACAAAAAGUUUUCAGACUUCAUCAUGAAAAGGAGGAAGCCCAAACUGAAAUGAGUUAAGAACUGCGUCUCGGAGAGAGGACUGUGGCUUGGCCCCGAGUUGAGCGCCAUGAAGAAGAACAAUAGAAACUCUACUGCAAGAAUCAAUGAGCAAGAUGCCAUCUCCGUCCCACCUUCCCAAGAUCCAGGAGAUCUUCAAAAUAUGUUGGAUGGAGGAGAGUAUGCCCCUUUUGUAUCUCCUCCCAUAUUAGAGAGCAAUUUUAUCCAGGUUAACAGGAGAGGUGAAUCCAUUUACCUUCAUAACCGAGCCAACUGGGUGACUGUAGGCAUCUGCUCUUCCAGUGAAACCCACAAGACCCCCAAUGUGAUGCUUCUGGCACAUCUGACACCUAAAGCUCAGAAAGAUACAGAACCCUUAUUUCAAAGUCUCCUGACAUCUCCUUCACCAGAGAACCUGGUGCUCACCAGGUUUCUCCCUCUGCAGUUUGUGACUCUUUCUGUGCACGAUGCUGAGAACAUGCGCCUCAAAGUAAAGCUGGUGAGCGGUCGAGCCUACUACCUACAGCUCUGCGCCCCUGCCUGUAGACAGGACACCCUCUUCUGUCGGUGGGUGGAACUUAUCUCCCUCUUGAAUGAAGAGAAAGCCAAAGCUUCCAAACUGUCAGAAGUGUCAAGCCUCUCGGAAAUCACAAAUAGCACUGACAUCACAGGCUCAGCCGACAUCAUGGAUGUUGCAGCGCUCACAGGUCUACAGAGGCCAGCCCUGUGCACAUGUUCCAACCCCGUGCGUGCCGUAGAAAGCACAGAUUUCUCAGAUUUCACAGAUGUCACCGAUGUCACUGACGUCACAGAUAUUCCAGAAAAUGAGGUCACAGAGGCCCCAGAUAUAAAUAUUGAGACGGAAGUCACAGAAGUCACAGAUCUCUGUGACGUCCCAAACUGCUCAGAGGUCACAGUGGUGUUUGAAAAUGAUGACAUACUAAGGGCUAAGCAAGAGGAAAAGGAAAAAAUGGAAAACACUCUGAAGCCUGGCUGUCUACGAGAUACAAAAACUAAGAACGAGCUCAAAGAACCCUCCAAACACGUCACCAUCUCAAAUGUAACGCUGACUUUCCAAGGUGAACGAUGUUUUCAUACUACCUUGACUCAAGAAGAAAGUGAGACAAAUUCAUCCAGAGGGAUGAGUGCCAGAUCCUCUGAAAUAAGGGCAACUGAAUUUAAGAGCACAGAUCUCAAGGGUGAAGAAUCCAGGAUCAUGAGAACUGACUCGGUCACCUCAGGCUUACAUAGUUUUUCCAUUUUCCCUCUGAUCAGCAUUUCCCUCCCUGUUUCCGCACUCCUCUGAAUCACUUUUUCCCCCUUUCAUACUUUACUCACACUUUACACUUCUUACCCCAAGAAGAGCGAAGACUAGUAGAAU
This is a messenger RNA of Ailuropoda melanoleuca (giant panda), 1506 nucleotides long. RefSeq names its product golgi associated RAB2 interactor family member 2 (gene GARIN2). NCBI's taxonomy places the organism in Eukaryota, Metazoa, Chordata, Mammalia, Carnivora, Ursidae. The record is from RefSeq and is a predicted model, not a curated record. Gene Ontology annotation, cellular component: nucleus. Bases 196 to 1431 code for a protein of 411 amino acids. The transcript is spliced from 8 exons.